CGGGAAUAGCGGCAUGAGAAAGUAAAGCGAAAAGUGACAAAUUCAUCAAAAUUUAUAUAGAUUGUCUGCCUAACAACCAAGUUUUAUUGAUAUAUUUGACAGAAAAGGACAGCGAAAACAUGGCGAGUGUAUCGUAUCACAUUGCCAAUUUGUUGGAGAAGAUGACAUCAAGUGAUAAAGAUUUCCGUUUUAUGGCCACUAAUGAUUUGAUGGGAGAAUUACAGAAAGAUUCAAUCAAAUUAGAUGAUGAUAGUGAACGAAAGGUGGUGAAGAUGUUAUUAAAAUUACUGGAAGAUAAAAACGGAGAAGUUCAGAACUUGGCUGUUAAAUGUUUGGGUCCACUAGUAAAUAAAGUAAAAGAGUUUCAAGUAGAGACGAUUGUUGAUACGUUAUGUAGUAAUAUGUUAUCAGAUAAAGAACAACUACGAGAUAUAUCUAGUAUAGGUUUAAAGACUGUUAUCAGUGAGUUACCACCAUCAUCUACAACUCUAGCAGCUAAUAUUUGUAAAAAAAUCACAGGACGAUUAACUAGUGCUAUAGCUAAGCAAGAAGAUGUAUCAGUACAAUUAGAAGCUUUAGAUAUACUCGGUGAUUUAUUAAGUCGAUUCGGAGGUCUUUUGGUCAGUUUCCAUAGUUCUAUUCUACAGGCAUUGUUGCCUCAAUUAUCCAGUCCCAGAUUAGCUGUUAGAAAGAGGACAAUAAUAGCCAUUGGUCAUCUUGUGAUGAGUUGUAAUAACACAUUAUUUCUAGAGUUAAUAGAAUUUUUACUGUCUGAGUUAUCGAAAAAUACAUCAACUUCCACAACUAGAACUUACAUACAGUGUAUCGGAGCUAUCAGUCGACAAGCAGGACAUCGUUUUGGGGAACAUCUAGAGAAAAUAAUACCAUUAAUUGUGAGAUAUUGUCGUGAAGAUGACGACGAACUACGUGAAUAUUGUUUACAAGCUUUCGAAUCAUUCGUCAGAAGAUGUCCUAAAGAAGUUUCACCGUUUAUAACCGAGAUAAUAGGAAUAUGUUUACAGUAUUUAUGUCAUGAUCCUAACUAUAAUUACGAUGAUGAUGAAGAUAGUGAUGAGAUGAUGGAUACAGAGGCUGAUGCUAUACAUAAACAGGCUUUCCAUUCAAUAGCGAAGUGUGUAGCAGCUUUAACUACUAUUAACCCAGAGAAAGCUGGAAAUGUUGUCAAUCAGUUUGUGUGUGAUAUAAAAAAUCCUAAAUCUACCGAUUCCAUUGUGUUAUUUUCCCUGUUGGCUCUUGGAGAGAUAGGUAAACAUAUAGAUUUAAGUAGUCAUGGUGAAAUACAGUCUGUUAUAUUAGAAUCUUUUUCAUCCCCGAAUGAAGAAGUGAAAUCGGCUGCUUCCUAUGCUCUAGGGAAUGUUAGUGUAGGUAAUAUGCAGAAAUUCCUUCCUUUUGUUUUACAAGAAAUAGAAAAUCAACCAAAACGCCAAUAUCUAUUAUUACAUUCUCUUAAAGAGAUCAUUAGCUGUGAAUCAAGUUCAACAACUGGUGUAGAGAGUUUAAAGCCUUUUGUACAAACUAUAUGGUCGAUGUUAUUUAACCACUGUGAAUGCCCGGAAGAAGGAACAAGAAAUGUUGUGUCUGAGUGUCUGGGUAAACUUACAUUAAUAGACCCUGAUAACCAGUUACGUAGUUUACAGUCACAUCUUGAUUCAGAAUCAGCUUUAACAAGGAGUACCGUUGUCACAGCGAUUAAAUUUACCAUCUCAGAUCAGCCUCAAGCUAUAGAUAUGUUAUUGAGAGGUUGUAUUGGAGAUUUCCUUAAAACUCUUCAAGAUCCUGAUUUAAAUGUUAGACGUGUUGCCUUGGUUACCUUUAAUUCAGCUGCUCACAAUAAACCCUCCCUAAUCCGUGAUCUACUUGACUCGGUGCUUCCUCAUCUGUAUAAUGAAACUAAAAUGAGGAAAGAGUUAAUACGUGAAGUAGAGAUGGGACCAUUUAAACACACACUAGAUGAUGGUCUAGAUAUCAGAAAGGCUGCGUUUGAAUGUAUGUACACCCUACUAGAUUCAUGUUUGGACCGAUUAGAUAUCUUUGAGUUUUUAAAUCAUGUAGAGGAUGGUCUGAAGGAUCACUAUGAUAUCAAGAUGUUGACUUAUUUAAUGUUGGUCAGAUUGUCACAUCUUUGUCCUAGUGCUGUUUUACAAAGAUUAGAUCGGUUAGUAGACCCGUUACGAGCCACAUGUACAACCAAAGUUAAAGCUCAUUCAGUAAAACAAGAAUUUGAAAAACAAGAUGAAUUAAAACGAUCUGCUUUACGAGCUGUAGCUGCUUUACUUAAUAUUCCUGAUGCUGACAAAAGUCCACAGAUGAAUGACUUUUUAACCCAAGUUAAAUCAAGUGCUGAAUUAGCCUCCAUGUUUGAAACCAUACAAAAAGACGCCAUGUCAACACCUUUAGAUUCAAUGUCCAUGGAUACAAGUUGAAACAAGCUUUUUCAUUGGUUUAUUUUGUUUGUUUCUAGUUGUUCUGUUGUUUAUGUAAAUUUAGGCCAAAAUAAAUCAAUUGUUUCUUUUUUAUCUUCUUCAAUAGAAAUGUAACAAAUAAUGUUCUGAAUUAAAAAACGUGUGCGUUGAUGGUUGACAAUAUAUUUAAUGCUUGUAUCAAAAAUUAUCUGGCAACUUAAAAAAAAUGCCCUAAGGCACCGCCAGUUCAAUUACCUCGUCAUGAAACUUGGCAUACUUGUUCUUUGGACAAUUACACAUCCGUUGACAUACUUUGAGUUUUGAUACGUGACAAUUCCAAGAUGGCUGUGGUCAGAAUAGAUGAUUGUUUACUAACGAUCAUGGCCAAUCUUGAUUUUACUUGAAUGCUAUUGAGAUAUUCAAAUCUUUACUUGAGUGCUAUUCAGAUAUUCAAUUGAAAUGUUGUGUUUUUUUUGGCCUAUAUUGUAAUUAUAUGAAAUGAUUAUUAUAUUGUAUUAUCAGGCUAUCUACCUGUAUUGGGUAGUUGUUGUAAAUAAACUUUUAGCCAAGAUUCAACUUAUUAAGAAACGUUUCACUCAGCUGAUAUUUGUCCCAAGCUUGUGUGCCUGCCUAACUGCGUGGGUUUUCUCUGGGUCUUCCUUUUGAAAAUUGUUCCAAGCUUUAGUACCUGCCUAAUCCGUGGGUUUUCUCUUUGUCCCCAUAACUGAUAUUUGUCCGAAGCUUGUGUGCCUGACUAACUGCGUGGGUUUUCUUUGGGUCUUCCUGCUGAAAAUUGUUUCAAGCUUGAGUGCCUGCCUAACUGCGUGAGUUUUCUACGGGUCCUCCGCUGAUAUUGAUUGGGUGGUCAAGUGAAGUUUUAAUCCUACAUUUGUACGUGACAAGGAAAGGGUCACCUGUCUUAUCUCUUCUGGUUUCCUCCCUCUGCUGGGGGGGGGGGGGGGUUGGAUGGCCGAAUGGUUAGCACGUGCGUGCUGUAUCAUAAGGCCUGUCAUUGAGUCAACUGGCGUGGUUUCGAAUCCCCGGUUGUACGUGACAAGGAGUAGGGUCGUCUGUCCAACCUCGCGAGUUUUCCCCUGGUCCUCCGGUUUUCUCCCACUGUUGAAGACCCCUACACACAAGCGAAUUAUUGAUAAAAUUAAACCAUAUGUUAGUCUCUCAAUGACCUAGUUUGUUGAACCCCAAGAACUGGGUUCUGAUGUUCUGAAGAACUGAUGUUAUCACGGAGGUCCUGCAUCAUGCUUUAGAUUUGAACAAAGUAAGCCUCGGAACACCAUUUAUAUUUUUGUACAAUUUUGAAUUUAAAACCAGUCUAUCAAUAAUUAUUCUUAACAACAAAAUGGCGACAGACUGAAUACAGCGGAGCAGCAUGGUGGAUGAUAUUUCGUAAAUACUGAACAGAUUUGAACCCUUUUUGAUCUGAAAUUUCAAUAAACUCAUCUUUUACAAUAUCGACACAGGGAAAAAUGGUGUUUAACGUCCACUCGACACAAACUAGGUCAUUUCGGGACUAACACAUGGAUCAAUUUUAUUUCUAUAAUUCGCUUGCGCAUAGGGGUCUUUAGCAGUGGGAGGAAACCGGAGGACCCGGAGAAACCCACGAGGUUGGACAGGCAACCCUACUCCUUGCCACGUACAACCGGGGAAUCGAAACCCCAACCGUUGACUCAAUGACAGACCGUCUCAUACAACACAGCGCGCACGUGCUAACCAUUAAGCCAUCCAACCCCUCCCCGUCGAUUCGAAAAACGCCAGUUGACUCAAUGACGGGCCUUAUGAUACAACACGCACGUGCUAACCAUUCGGCCAUCCACUCCCCCCCCACCCCCGUAGUUUAAAAUGAUGCGUCAGGACUUUUAAGUGACUGUUUAGAUUUAAGAGACAUAUUUGUUAUUGGUAAAGGAUUCCUAUUGGGCUAAAUUCUGCAUGUGAAGCAUAAAGCUACUUAAAAUAUUCAAAAAAGUAUAUUGGGUCCCGAUUGAAUUGUUUUGGGGUAAAUAUCAGCUAGGUAGAAAUAUUUGUCCUUUAAUUUUGUCAUUAGUUUGUUGAAAGAUGAAUUCUCCUUUACCAAUUUGACUAAAUUUCAUCAUGUAACAUAAUACAGCCUGGAUUUAAAGUAACAUUGCACCAUUGGCACUUGUACGUAAAAUAUGAAAAUUCUCACGGCUUAAUUGACUCGUUAAAAUGUGUAAUCAAAUUGAUUAUUUAACAUUGAAUCACAAUCUGAUUAAAACACAGAUCCUAUAUCGUUUCGUUUUUUAUAGUUCAAAAUUUCGAUUUAAUUGUCUUUACUACACUAGGAUCUGGAAGAGUUGUUAUAUAACAGGCGUUCUGGUUGAUGUGUGGGAUUAGCCAAUGAAACGGUCUGUUAUGGUGAGUUCCUGAUGUGUGGUACACAGAACUGUAGGUAGCCCACUAGAAACAUCAACGCUGAUUUGUUAAUCAAAUGUCUGACUUCUUAGGGUUAAAAGCCCCUUGUAUGGCCUCUGACGCGACCUCCCAAUACAACUGGUCAGAUCUUCAUCUAGUAGAGGCCAUUGAAAGUAUAAAAAAACAAAACGAAAUAUAGAUGUGUAUUUUAAUCAGAUUGAAUUAUUCAAGAAAACAAAGCAAGGUAAUCUCUGGGCUUGGAGUCAAUCGUAUUUAAAUCUGGCCCAUCGUUAUAUUUUCGUGGACAACAAAAUGGCGACUGGCUUAUUGCGUAGUGAGCAGCAUAGAUCGAUGAAAUUUUGAUUCUACAUAUCUUUGUAAAUACUGAGAUCCAUCUUUGAUAAUAUCAGUUUACAAGUGAUUAGUAUGGUUUAAAGAUACAUUAUGUAAGAUUUAGAUAAAGAGCUGACCAUUCUUGAGAUAAUAGCUCAAAAAUGGCUAAUGUAAAAUGAAUAAUUUGAAAAUUUCAUUCAAAUUACUUCAUUUUGAGCCAAGUUAUCACUGUUUGUAGUUUUGACAAGAUGUGUGCAUUGUGGUAACCAGGGCACUGGUAUAUUUGAAGCUUAGCUUCGCUUCACCAUUUUUAGAUUAAAUCAAAAUAUGGCUGAACUGUUCUAAUCGAGAGUUGAUUAUGGUCUGGAUAAGUUAAUAAAUGUCUAAUUAAUAAUUUAGAAAACAUUUCAGACCUAAAGAAACACCUGCAAUAGGCAGAUUUAGCUCUUGCAUAAUGUAUGGUUAAAAUGGCGCAUCAGGACUUUUAAGUGAAUGUUUAGAUUUAAAAGACAUAUUUUGAGAGAAAGAUAGUGUUUUUUUCUUUAUUUUGUUGUGAAUUAAAUUGUAAAUUUUGCUAGCCGUUACUGUAAUUGAGACAUUAUUAUUUUAUAUCAAAUUGUUCAAAUUUUUCUAGUUCUUAGAUUUUAAUAAUGUUCAUCAUUAUUAUGUUUAAUCUUGUCUACUCAUGUGAAGACUUUGUAUUUUACUAUAAGUAUAGGCAGAGGGUAAAGGCUAAAAGCCAAGGCUGGUUGCAGAUUUUGUCAUAGGUGUGGGUUAGGGUUAGCUAACCUGUGCCCUAAACAAAAUUACAUUUCGUGACUUAUGACAAAAUCUGCAAUGGGUCUUGGCUUUUAGACCUUACCAGGCAUUACCAUAGAGAGAGACUGGCCAUCUGCUGCCAGAUCAGUAAGUUUAAUAGAUCACCAUUACAACUUUAAUACAUAUAAAACAAUAAGUUUCAGUGAAAACGAACUGAAUGAUAGUUGUGUAUUUGAAAUAGGUCAGUGGUGGGGAAACGUGUAUAAGUUAUAGUCAGUCAGAGCGAGAAACUGAGUAAGAAUUUGCCAUUACAUAGAACUAAGAUCAGAAGCCAUGUUGUUACACCAUCACAAUUCAGGCAAUAAUUGACAAGACGCUUUCUCUGUAUUGCUCUAAGUUAUAAUAAUACUAGUAUAUAUGACAUCACAAGUUAUAACUAUGAUCUAAGCUGUAAUAAUACUAGUAUGACAUCACAAGUUGUAAUAAUACUAGUAUGACAUCAUACGUUGUAAUAAUACUAUGACAUCACAAGUUAAAAUAAUACUAAUGACAUCACAAGUUAUAACUAUGAUCAAAGCUGUAAUAACAAUAUGACAUCACAAGUUGUAACUAUGAUCUAAGCUGUAAUAAUACUAGUAUAACAUCACAAGUUGUAACUAUGAUCAAAGCUAUGAUAAUACUAGUAUGACAUCACAAGUUUUAAUAAUACUAGUAUAUAUAUGACAUCACAAGUUAUAACUAUGAUCAAAGCUAUGAUAAUGUAAUGUUAGAAUGUGUUUUUAUAUGGUAUUUGCCACACCCACUUUAUUAAUAAACUAAUUUAAAUCCUAGGCCUAUUUCUCAAACUUGACUGACUUGAUUUAAUGGCUUAAUUAUUAUUGAUGGCUAACACCUCCUUCCCCACUUCAUAUUAUGAUCUCCAGUCCUUUCCCCAUCAAUUAUUCCCCUGCCUUCCCCGUACACCAUCCCACCAGCCCUUUCUCCAUCAAUUUUCCCCCUGCCUUCCUCUCACACCAUCCCAACACCCCAUCAAUUGUUCCCCCACCUUUCUCUAGAGAUCCCAUACUUGUAUAUAAACAUUCUCAAUAUAUAUUUAGUGCUAAUGGACAAUAAAAUGGUUUGUUAUUUAA
Molecule: messenger RNA, 7033 nt
Organism: Patella vulgata (common limpet)
Lineage: Eukaryota; Metazoa; Mollusca; Gastropoda; Patellidae
Product: cullin-associated NEDD8-dissociated protein 1
Exons: 22
Coding region: 120-2444 (774 amino acids)
Biological process (GO): protein ubiquitination; SCF complex assembly
Cellular component (GO): nucleus
Source: RefSeq, a predicted model, not a curated record